AUGCGAGAUUUGGAGAGCAUAGACAAAUCCGGGGAGGAUCCUGUCAUAGCAGCAUUAAGACCAUACGGAGCGCCCGACGAAGACGGGCCAACGACGCCCGACUCAUUCCAAAAGUACUUCGGGAAUUACUCGGGAUCCGUUCACCGUGACGUCACUGAAGAGUCAUCGCUAGUAGAUCACCUAAUUAAUCUCGAACACAGCUAUGACAACGACACACAGAGAACAGACGACACUGCCACAGAUAGCAUAAUAAAUGACACAGAUGCAACAGUUAAACCCUUCCACGAGGAUGUAGUUACGAAAUUCUUAAGAUUAAUCGAGACUCAGCAUUUGCUUGGCGAGAAUUGUACAGCGGGGACUCACUUAAAUUUGGGGGAGGGUGUGGUGGAUAGGUACGCUCAGGAGAGGUUUAGAGUUGAGGCUGACGUGGCUGUAAAUAGAGCUAACAUGCUAACGAGGCUUUGGAAGUAUGCCGGUCCGUCUGUGAUGCAUAAUGAGUAUCUCCUCCAUGCUAGUGUUUUUUCCAUGGUGGAGUUUGAUGAUAAUAUCUUCGGCGCUGGGAACUGCUAUGAUCAGUAUCAGUAUAAAGAUUAUCAGCUGUUCUGCCCGUUUGCAUAUAGACUACCAGAAGGUCCUAUUCUUGCGAAGGACCUCGCUGUAGAGUACAAAUACUUGAGCAACAUGUCCGAGUGGUUUUACAUCGCCAGGAAGAAUGCGGAGCGCGUGAUCCGCAACCAUAAUCAGUUUCAAAGAGGAUACAACACGUACACAUACAACGAUACGACCCACACAGAACGAGAGGAAGAUGAAAUCUUAGCUGUAGCCUACGAAGAUGGGAAAUGGUCGAAACCCUACUACGAUUGUGGUGGUGGAAACAUUUGGAUGCUGACUUACACCGUACCUUUCUUUGGCUAUAGUAACGGCACCUAUUUCUUCAAGGGAACCAGCGGUAUCGACAUCGACUUGAGAAGAGUGGAUAUCGAUCAGUGCCCGUUGAAGGUUGGCUCUACGCAGCUCAAUAUCUUUGCCGGCACUGACAAGUGUAAGAAGAGAACAACUGAGUGCAUAUCAGUACCUGGAUUGGGUUUCCGUCGUGGGUCCUAUCGGUGUGUGUGCCGGCGCGGGUUCUACUUCCCUAACACCACAGCCGAGAACCGCUACUACAAUGGCAGUGUCAUUGAAGAAGAGUAUGAGAAGAAUUUACAGCACUACCACAGUUUAUAUUCGCAACAGUCGGCCUUCGAGUGUAUACCAUGCGCAGAAGGGUGUGAAGCGUGUGUAGAUGGAUCACCCUGUGUCGCCGCCCUGAACUGGGUUGCCAGAACUACAAUCUUCGUUCUCGCCUGCCUGGUCAUAUCCUGCCUUCCUUUCAUCGUGUGGUUUACUAUGAAAUAUGGACACGUUCGGGUAGUCCGAGCAGCCAGCCCAGCUCUUCUCAGGGUUAUUGUGUUGGGUGCGACCCUUAUAUACUGCACUACGCUGGUCAUGUAUGGCAGACCCACGGUGCUGACCUGCACAGCCAGGGUCUGGCUGCGAGAAGUCGGAUUCUGCUUGACGUACGGCGCUUUGAUGUUGAAGACUUGGAGGAUAUCAGUGAUCUUUCAAGUACGGUCAGCAAAAGCGGUAAAAAUCUCCGAUAUGUAUCUAUUACGACGGAUCGGAGUAAUUGUAGGCGUCGCGUGUGUUUUGCUGUCCAUACGAACGCUAGUGGCGCCACCUGCGGUCAUCGUUGGAAGGACGAAGGAUGAUUUGAAAGCUUAUCUCUGUAAUACAGACUGGUGGGAUCAUUCCUUCACUACACUGGAGGUGAUAUUCCUGGUGUGGGGGAUACGCUUGUGCAUCAUGGUCCGUAAAGCGCCUUCGGAAUUCAACGAGAGUCGUUUCAUUUCAAUGGCGAUUUACAACGAGUUCCUUCUUUCAGUCUUCCUAAAUAUAUCUAUGUUAUUCCUCCAAUCUCCGGCAAACCCCGACCUCCUCUACAUAAUAUUCUUCUGUCACACCCAGCUCACUGUCACGCUACUUCUCUGCUUUAUUUUCGGGAGUAAGGCGUACAUGGUGUACAAAGGUCAAGGGAAAGACGACAGAGAGAAAACUGGCAAGUUUCGCUCCAAACCUGCUGAGUCCACUUAUACUAUGACAACCAAUAGGAGCACACGGUUCUGUGAUAAUAUGACUGAGAGGGAGUUAGAGGAAGAGUUUCAAAAGAUCUGCAAGCAGUUGGAGAAACUACGAGAACGCUGUAUGCCAGUGAACACUAUUCCGAGAAAAAUAACAGCCAUGCUAGAUGCCGCUACAUUGCACGAACGAAAGCCAGCGACAUCUGACUCCGCUCCACUCAAAUUAAACACAGUUUUCAGCGCAGUUGCAGAUAGGCUGAUGUGCACCGUAACACCAGCUGAAGAAUCAAGCAGUAGUGGCAGAGACUUGACUUUCGACGCUCCACCUUCUUACAAGCAAAAGUUCACCCCACCUAAAAGCACUGAGAACAGCAACGCAGAACAAAGCCAAACAGACGUAACCACAGACUCACCGAAAAGAAGAACAGAUGAUAAAGAGGGUGUCUUCAGAAUAUCCGGUGAAGCGAAUUGUGGAGAUAUUAGACCACCGGAAGUCAGUAGAAAUGGUUAUAAGAGUGACAAGAGUGAAGUGAGAGUGAGUCCGGGAUCUGAGGUGAGGGGGGUAAGGUCGGGACAUGCUAGAACUCACGCAAUUGUGAUAAAUUUGGAUGAUAAGAGCCGGUUUACAGAAGAGGUAACCGUUUGA
Molecule: messenger RNA, 2763 nt
Organism: Leptosia nina
Lineage: Eukaryota; Metazoa; Arthropoda; Insecta; Lepidoptera; Pieridae
Source: the annotation of a GenBank genome assembly